Molecule: messenger RNA, 394 nt
Organism: Jaculus jaculus (lesser Egyptian jerboa)
Lineage: Eukaryota; Metazoa; Chordata; Mammalia; Rodentia; Dipodidae
Product: eukaryotic translation initiation factor 1-like
Exons: 1
Coding region: 16-354 (112 amino acids)
Biological process (GO): translational initiation
Cellular component (GO): eukaryotic 43S preinitiation complex
Molecular function (GO): ribosomal small subunit binding; translation initiation factor activity; RNA binding
Source: RefSeq, a predicted model, not a curated record
AAGGAAUCGUAUCAUAUGUCUGCUAUCCAGAACCUCCACUCUUUCAACUUUGCUGAUGCAAGUAAGGGUGAUGACCUGCUUCCUGCCGGCACUGGGUAUUAUAUCCAUAUAAGAAUUCAACAGAGGAACGGCAGGAAGACCCUGACUACUGUCCAAGGGAUCGCUGAUGAUUACGAUAAAAAGAAACUAGCGAAGGCGUUCAAGAAGAAAUUUGCCUGCAAUGGUACUGCAAUUGAACAUCCAGAAUAUGGAGAAGUGAUUCAGCUACAGGGUGACCAGCGCAAGAACAUAUGCCAGUUCCUAAUAGAGAUCGGACUGGCUAAGGACGAUCAGCUGAAGGUUCAUGGGUUUUAAGUGCUUGUGGCUCUCUGAAGUAUAAGUGAGGAUUUCCUUG